AUGUCCGCGGGCAAGAGAGGCAUCGACCUCUUGAUAUGGCUGUGUGUGUUUACAGUGGUCUGCGUAAUCAUCAUAUCGCUGCGUUUCUGGGCGGCGGCGAUUUCUAGGCGCAGAAUAUUUCCAGACGAUGCUAUGAUUGUGUUUGCUCUUGCCAACACCAUCGCAUUGGAAGGAGUUGUCAUUUGGGCCAUCUUCAAUGGGCUAGGCAAGCACACGGGCGAGCUCAAUCCCUACGAGUUCGGAGUCCAGUUCAAGCUUAUCCUCGCGAGUGGAGUAACAUGGCUUCUCGGUACAGUCUUCAUCAAGUUUUCGGUCCUCUGGCUGUAUACAAGAGUCUUCAGCACGAAAGAGUUCAAGCGACAGGCGCAUAUCAUGAUGGGAGUUGUUAGCUGUUACGGCAUCGCUUUUUUCGUCCUCUUCAUGACUCAGUGUAAACCGAUCGAUCAGCAAUGGAACCCACAUCCGGGAGGAUCGUGUCGCGAUCUCGUUAUUCAAGAGCUGACCUCGGUGUCGCUAAACAUGGUUAUCGACAUUAUAAUCGUUUUUCUACCUCUGCCGGUCCUCUGGAAACUACAACUGGCGACGCGAUCGAAAUUGGUGGUCUCCGUCAUGUUUAGCAUUGGUCUCAUCACUAUUGGUGUUAUGGCGUGGCGACUACAAUUCACCAUUGCGACUCUCCACGACACCGACUUUGUCUUCAACCUCUACGACAUUGGAUUGAUCAGUCUUCUCGAAUUAUGGCUCGGAGUAAUUGCUGCCUGUAUUCCCACCCUUGGACCACUUCUCAAAAGCUAUGUCAAGCCGGUCCUCACCAAAUUAACGAGCCCAUCCGAUCGAGUUACUCGCAGCCAGAGUGGAAACGCAUCCAAAGUUGACAGUAAGACUGGCCUUCACAGCAAAAAGCAUUACAGCCAGAUUGAAGAUGGUUUCGAUAACGGGUUUAACCAGAUGAACGGAAUGGAGCUCGCGUCCGUAACUACGAAAAUCGAAUCUGGGACGGCAGUCAAAGCUAUGACAGACACGCGGGGCGUGAUUUAUGUCCAGCAUGAAAUCGAAGCAAAAUAA
This is a messenger RNA of Trichoderma gamsii, 1065 nucleotides long. RefSeq names its product integral membrane protein. The coding region runs from base 1 to 1065 and encodes 354 amino acids. The record is from RefSeq and is a predicted model, not a curated record. Lineage: Eukaryota; Fungi; Ascomycota; Sordariomycetes; Hypocreales; Hypocreaceae. The transcript is spliced from 4 exons.